Messenger RNA from Camelina sativa (false flax), 1245 nucleotides. NCBI's taxonomy places the organism in Eukaryota, Viridiplantae, Streptophyta, Magnoliopsida, Brassicales, Brassicaceae. The record is from RefSeq and is a predicted model, not a curated record.
AUGGACUGGGGACUUGUGGUGAAUCAAAUAGGUGUGUGGGCUUCCUCUAGGGCUUUGUCUUCAAGAACCAUAUUUAUGGUUUUGUAUUUUCUGUUCGUGCUCGCUCCAUACUUCACCAGAGCAACAACCGAUGGAGUUCAGGCUAGAUGUGACUCUCACAUCUUUAAAAACGGAAAACACUUCCGUUCUUGUAUUGACCUUCCGGUGUUAGAUUCGUUUCUACACUUCAGUUAUGUUCCAGAAACCGGAGUGCUUGAAGUUGCAUAUCGUCACACCAACAUCGAGAGUUCCAGUUGGAUUGCUUGGGGGAUAAACCCUACGAGAAAAGGCAUGUUAGGUGCUCAAACUCUCUUGGCUUACCGUAACUCCACGUCUGGUUUUAUGCGUGCUUAUACUUCCUCAAUCAAGGACUAUUCGACUAUGCUUCAAGAAGGUCCUCUCAGCUUCCGUGUUACACAACUAGCCGCUGAAUUUCUUGAUGGAGAGAUGACUAUAUUCGCCACUAUGGCGUUGCCUUCUAACACAACCGUAGUUAAUCAUCUAUGGCAAGACGGUCCACUGAAGGAAGGUGAUAGACUUGGGAUGCACGCCAUGAGUGGAAAUCAUCUCAAAUCCAUGGCUACUUUGGAUUUGCUGUCCGGACGAGUCACAGCCACAAAAACAGUGAAUGGAAACAUGAUUCUUGUCAAAAGAGUCCAUGGACUGGUCAACGCGGUCUGUUGGGGGAUUUUUAUGCCCAUUGGAGCAAUGGCUGCAAGGUACAUGAGAACCUACAAAGGACUCGAUCCCAUGUGGUUUUACGUUCACAUCUUUUUCCAAACUACAGGUUAUGUCGUCGGUUUAUUGGGAGGAUUAGGAACUGCAAUCUAUAUGGCCAAGCACACUGGAAUGAGAUCUACGCCACAUACAGUGAUAGGGAUACUUCUGUUUGUUCUAGGAUUUCUUCAGAUACUUGCGCUCAAAGUAAGACCGGACAAGGAUCAUAAAUAUAGGAAAUACUGGAAUUGGUAUCAUCACACUAUGGGGUAUAUAGUGAUUAUUUUAAGCAUCUAUAACAUCUACAAGGGAUUAGCCAUCUUGCAACCUGGAAGCUCAUGGAAGAUUGCCUACAGUACCAUCAUUGGUGUCAUUGGAUUGUUUGCGGUCGUGAUGGAGAUUCUGCAAUUUAAAACUAGAUGGGGUGAUUUGUGGUGCAAGAAAUCCGAAGACCUAGAAGCUGAUCAAAGUGCUUCCAUUGAUGUCUAG